CAAAUCUGAUUUUAUUUUUCGUUCUCAUUCUACAGAAGAAAUCAUUCCGCCACAGACUGAGGAAGCUAAGACAAAUGAUUGCUGGUUGCAAAAUAAUUCACAACCAUGGGCUAAAGUUGUGAGCUAUUGGGGUGAAUCCAGUGAAGUGAGGCGAGAGAAAUUACUUCACUGUGAAGGGACUGUGACAGAUUAUUUAAAUGCAUAUUCAACGUUCGACAAUGAUUUGGCUUAUACACUGUUGGAACGAGAUUUCGAUCGAAUUUAUCCAAAUAAAUCCGGUAAGAUGUUUACUGAAUGGCCAGUUGUCAAAGCCUUCAUAAUCGAAUUACUAUCGGAAACAACAAUCGGAACGGAUUUGAGAAAAGUAUUAGAUCCAAGUGCACAAACUACUUUGGCGUGAGCAGAGCAACGAAGCAAAAUUCUACAAUUAAUAAUUGGUGACCAACCCUAAAGGAAAUGCUGGAUGGUUUCGUGAUGUACGUGAAGGUAAUUGGUGACUUGGAACUCAAAUUGAACGAGAGGGUGAAGAAUUUGGCUAUCCACAACUGCCAAUUGCAACCAUUCGUACUGAUCGUAGGGCCAUCAUAUGAUCAAAUUGAGCAAAAUUUUAUCGUGUUGGAUAGAACACAUCGUUACGAGGUCGAAACGCCAUUGAAAGCACUGAACGUAGUGUUCAAAUACGUACACGCUUUACACGCUCAUUAUUCAUUUCAGUCAGCACAGAUCUUUCAAUUUUUCCAAAGAGCAGUUUACGAUCUCCCAUUCCAGAAAAAAUACGAUUUUCGUUUUAAUAACGUUGAAACCUUGAUCGCAGAAUUAAAAAAAGCGCGUAUUAAUUCGCAAUAAAAAAAGUAUAUAAUAAUGGCAAAGUGUAAGAUCUGUAGGGCGAUUGUGCCAUCCAUUCGUAGUCUUUUCAGACAUAUUUCAGCAUGUCACAGGGCCAUGGUGGUCGAAGGGUACACUUGCGGUGAGGACAACUGGGGGCCUAUUCUCAGAUCUUUCCAUCACAAAGAUCCAUUCCGUAAACAUCUUCUAUCAUUUCACAAAUUGCCGUUAGAGUGUCCAAAAGUUUCUCAAGAUAUUUACAAUUCUUCUCAUACGCCUGAGGUUAGGGAUGUACUCGGUGAAACGUUUUUACCAUAAAUUGUUCAGCAUCCGAAUCCACUGAGUUUCCAAUCGAUUUUUCUUCUUCAUUAGAUGAUUUUUCGUCUGCUCUAGAUUCAGCAUCAGAAAUAUUUGUAGCAAAAUUGUACAGUGAGAAACGUUUGCCGCGUAAUUUUGUGCAGAAAAUAAUCGAUGAUCUAAAAAUUUUUUUUUGGGAACAGUUUUUUUGACAUUAUCCGAAAUAAAGUUGAAACAGUUUUAGAAAGGAACAGUAUUCCUGAUGAUUCUAAAAGAGGAAUAGACAACAUGUUUGCAAGAUUGGCAGAUCCAUUCGUGAAUUUCAAAACAGAAUAUUAUCGAUUCAAAUUUCAGGGAACCAGGGAAUUUUAUUGCUCCGAUUCCUUACGUCAUUGGACAAGAGAAAGGGCCUCAAUCGAACUCAGCAAAUAAUGUUUUGGAGAAGACCCUAAAAGCCAUCGGUCAAUCUAUACCUCUGCGGAGUUGUCUAAAAAAAUACUUCGAGGCACCGGAUGCAUUGGAAGCAACUUUAUCUUACAUAAAUAGUCUGGAUUCGGAUUCAUGUGUAGAAAAUUUUACUCAGUGUGAAUUAUGGAAAAAAAAAUUCUCGUAUCAAGAACAAGAUAUUGUUUUGCCACUUUCUUUUUUUCGAUGAUGCUGAGGUUAAUAAGCCUGUGGAACCCAUCCCGGAUCAGUUGGGGCCGUUUAUGCAUCUAUCCCUUAUUUACCACCCGACUGUCGCUCAAUGUUAGAAAAUCACUUUCUCGUCCUGUUGUUCGAAAGUUGGACGAGAAAGAAAUACGGUAAUGACAAAGUAUUAAAACCACUCAUUGAGGAACUAACGUUCCUCGAAAAAACAGGGAUUACCAUCAAUACAACUCAGGGAUCACGACACGUUUUUUUGCAACGGGUUUGUUUUUGGGAGACAAUCUUGGAAUUAAUAGUCUCUUUGGCUUCGUCGAAUCAUUUAUUUGCACGAAUUUUUGUAGAUUUUGUAAGAUAAUGAAAAAAGAUAGUGAACAUAUGACUUCUCUAAUACCAGAGUUAUUGCGUGAUGAACAAAGCUAUAACCAAGAUCUCACUGAUGAUUACAAGAAGACCGGGAUUAAAAAAAGUUGCAGUAUUAAUCUAGUUCCCUCGCAUCACAUCACGGUCAAUGACGCGCAUGAUAAAAUGCAUGAUGUUCGAGAAGGUAUAGCUCCUCGCGGUAUGGCUAAAAUCAUAACAGAUCUAACAUCUGGUCGAUAUAAAGAGUUUGAUCUCGAUGCAUUGAAUAAUCGAAUUUUGAUGUUCAAUUAUGGCUUCAUUGAUUGCUCCAACCGACCACUCGAUAAAUAAUCAAGAUUUGAAGAAUAAUAAAAUAAAAUCAACUGCUUCAGAAAUGUCCACACCCAUUCGGCUUUUUGGGGUAAUUAUCGGUGACCUUGUUCAAUUUGAUAAUCCUUUCUGGCGAUUGUAUCAUCUCUUACGAGACAUAUUGGAAUAUACACUUGCAAAAACACUACCCAGGAACACAGGACAACGAAUCAAAGUGUUGAUUGAACAAUAUCAAUUAUUAUAUAUGGAAUCAACGGGAGAUACUUUGAAACCAAAAGACUAUAUACUGCAACAUUCAGCUGACGUAUUCAACCAAAGCGGUCCGCCUGCGCAUUUAUCAUCGAUUCGUUUUCAAGCAAAACAUCUUGAUUUAACCGGUUCGGCUUCAGUCAAUAUGUCACGUGUAAAUAUUUGCCAUUCUCUAGCUAUUAAACAUCAAAUUUCCUUAUGCUACAAGUUUCUGGCAAAUGAAAAAAUCACACCUUCACUUCAAACUGGCCCUGGCGAUUUGCUGGAAUGCAAUCAUCAUGAUCCUUAUUAUAAUCUUCCCACAGACUUACAAUCAAUGAAACAAUAUUUUGUUGCGAAUUGGAUUGAAUAUCAAGGCACCAUAUUCAAACCUGGCAUGGCACUGGUUCUAGAUACCCACAGCGAUGAUUUCUUACUUGUUUUUGGAAAAAUCGAAAGGAUUCUUAUUUUCGAUGAUACACUAAAUACUUUUUGUUUUAUUUGUAAUUACUACGAUAAUUUAGGCGCUUAUAGCCACGUAGGUGCGCAUAAAGUGAAAGAAACUCAGGAAAAAGUAUGUGUCAAACUUCAAGAUUUACUUGACCCUCUGCCAGUCUAUGCACAUACUAUGGCUGAUGGAAAGAAAUAUGUAAUUUUAAGAUACGAAAUUUGAAUACCGUCAAUGUUGUGUACAUAG
Diachasma alloeum is the source of this 3364-nucleotide messenger RNA. RefSeq lists its product as uncharacterized. Lineage: Eukaryota; Metazoa; Arthropoda; Insecta; Hymenoptera; Braconidae. The transcript is spliced from 4 exons. The coding region runs from base 2420 to 3340 and encodes 306 amino acids. The record is from RefSeq and is a predicted model, not a curated record.